GAUUACCAAAGCUGGUAUUUGCUCGUUUCCAUAGUCCUCCUUUUGUUUAAUACAGCACAACGCCAGGUAAUAGAGACGAAAUCAUCGACAGAAGACUGCAGAGAGUCCAGAGAAGAAAAUCCACAGUUGAUGGAACAUCUGAAAGUAUUCCCUGCACGGCUCUAACUGCGAUCAUAGAGAGUGUUUUCACAAAGCACAAGCAUAUGGAUUCCCAAGAAGAUCUCAUUGACCGGGACAUUACUCUGAUUGUACAGCUCCCAGGAGGACAGGAGACCACAGCCACAGUGCAUGGCAGUAAACCUGUGAUGGAUGUUCUGGUCACCCUUUGUGCUCAACACCACCUCAUUCCCUCCGAUAACGUCAUCAAGCUCAUCUCCACUAAUCAAAAUCAUGUCAAUUUCAAACCUAACUCCCCAAUUGGCUCUCUUGAGUUUGAGAGGGUUGUCCUUCGAGCAAAAGGAAGUGAUGAUGCUAACAGGAAAAAACCUCAUAUGCCUGUGGCGACAGUUCGUCUCUUGAUAAACUACAAGAAGUCCCAUAAAACAGUGGUGCGGGUGAAUCCCAGAGUGCCACUGGCCGAACUCAUGCCUGCGGUGUGUGAGAAAUGUGAGUUUGACCCUGAUACAACUGUUUUAUUGAGGACAUGCCAGUCAGAGGAACCCCUGGAUCUCACCAAAUCGCUUGAUGACUGUGGAAUCAGGGAGCUGUUUGCCAAAGACACAAAAGUAUCAGGUGGUGAAGAAAAACAAAAAACACCAGCAAAAGAGAAGAACAACAGUGAAAAGGAAAACAAAGGCUUCUUUGCUUUAUUCAAGAAGAGUAAGAAAACACCUGAGCAGGCUAUGACUGUCAGCGCUCCAUCCUCUCCUGAACUGAAUGCGGACGGGGUGACCUGUCUUAAUGGCCACUCGACCUUACCUACUGCACCUGCCGACAUGACUAAAAAGAGACGUGCUCCGAAGCCUCCUUUAAAAAUGACACGGAGUGUCUCUUGUGAACUUGAUACUACAGAUUUCACAAACCUAUCAGAGCGCAACACUGCAGGAAAACAGGAUCUUCUCGGUCAUAUCUCCUCUCUUAAAAGGACUAAACGGAGAGCCCCGCCCCCUCCAUGUGAUGGCCCUUCCCCAUCCAAUUCAAAUAGCAACGUAGAGGAAGCUGAAGAGGAGGACAGCAGUUCAGACAAGGAAAGAGCUUUCAUAGCUGGCCAUUGCUCUUCAAUUGCUGAAGUUAUGACCGAACUCGCAGAAUCUCUGCAGGCACGCCGACAGAGGGUGCCCUGUUCUGCAAAUUCUUCUACAUCCCAGCAUUGUCCAACAGAAAACCAUUUUCAAGGUCCGUUUUCAAAGAAUAAAAACCCUGAUGCUGAGUUAAAUGUACCUUCUGGCUGUCAACAACUGCGGAACCCCUCUGAAAGAGAUGGCAUGACCACCUUCACUGUGGUUCCUCAGAGGCAUCAACCUACCAGGAAAUGUUUUGAGGUGGCGCUGACGCUGCAGGCACCAGACACCGCUAAGGCUGAAGAGAUGUGCCCUGGAGCCCCAGUAGACCUGGAGAUCCAUGGCACUGAGCUUUUGGAGGAAGCAGUCCCAAGUGAACCUUUUAGAAAUGGGGACAAUGGUUUUGACAAGAGUGAGCACUUAUCAGGGAUUCUACAGCACUUGGAGAAAGAGAAUCAAGAGUGGACAGACAGCAAGACUGAGAAUCUGGAAACAAAAGUUGAGAAGCAGUCCAUUCAUCUGAGAAAUAUCGAGCUAGAGGGUCAAGAAUCAUUUCAAAGGGGCCUCAAUAAGCUUGAACUAUUUGGCAGUACGAUAAAUUAUCUAGAAAUAAGAGAUGCAGAGCUUAAUAUUUCAGAAGUAAGAGAAAAUUUGACUAGUAAUAUGGAACUAGCUGAUAAACGUGAGGGGUUGCCAGUUGAUUCAAAUAUAAAGGGAAACCUUGUGGAGCUAGAUGAGAUACCAGAAUAUCCUCUGGUAGAGACCAGAAAGGAAAAGGACUGGAUAGAGGAAUACAAAGAGAGAAGAAGGAAGUUUCUAGGUGGUGAUAAUGAUGGUAGGAGAAAAUUAGAUUCUUGGGAAAGUUUUGAGGGCAAAUUUACAAACACCGCCAUGGAGAAAAGCAUGCAAGGGAUCAAUGAUAAUUUCCCCCCACCGCCGCCACCCAUCUACUGUUAUGAGGAUAAUAGUGAGAACAAAGAUGAAAAGGAGGAAAGAGUCAAGGAAAAUGAAAACGAGCAGGAUGAGGGCACAGCUACAAAUAACCAAUCACAUGAACAUGAAGAACUUGAACAAAGGCCAAACUUAGAUCGGAGUCAUCCUCUUAAUCAAAUUACUGGUGCUGACUUUGAUAGCCAUUUCACUUGCUCUGACUGCAAUGUUAGACUUAACCCAGAGCCCAACUAUGCUCCUUUCCCACACCUUUCCAAACCAAAGGUCCACGCUACCCAAACUAACCCAAAACCAAACACUCCUGGUUUGGAAUGCAAAUUCAGCUCUACUUCAGAACCUUACAGAACUUCCUGUUUAUUGCCUCAACACAGUCCUGGCUGUACGUCAAAAGCACAUUCUACCUUUGAAUCUUGCCCUCCAGAAACAGUGUCUCUUUUUGCUUUGGCUGUAUUUCAGAAGGCUAAGCAUUUCAGACCAGGGCUGGAUUCCCAACGCUCCAGGAAUCGGGAACUGCCCAUGCACACAAAGUGAGUGAACUGAUGAAAGAAAUUACAAAAAUACUCCUAGACGUGCCCAGAUUUUUAACAUCACGUCCAGCUAGGGGCAGUGAUUCGAAUUUCAUUAAGCACAGACAACUUUCAAUAUGCUUUGGCCAAAUUCACAGUGAGAAUUCGUUAGUAUGAGAUGGCAUAUUUGUAAGAAAACAACAUUGUUUGAAAACUUAUGACUUCUACACCAAACAAUCACAUACCCAUCUCUCAACUCCAUUUAAACAUCAAUUAUCUUUUAUCUGUCAUACACAAACAGCAUUUAUCAAUUAUUUUAUGGUCACUGGUUCACAUUUAUGAUUAGUUUUAGGUAUAGCCUUUGGGGUAGGGGUUCAAAUUACAAAGUACUUCACACACCCGCAGUAUGAACCCAGAAGUAUAGCUUUUUCUUCCAUCGUACCCAACUUGCUUGGGUGAAUUCACUAAACAGUUGCAGCACUUUGCAGGUGGGAUUUCAGUUAGGUUUCCAAUUGUUCCGUAUUAGGGACGUCCCCUAUUUUGGCUGAAAUUAAGAUGUCCCGUACAGAAUGGCUAUUGUACCAUAUUUUAGCAGCAAGAUGAUACAGGUGCAUACUCUCUGUCAGACAGCAAUACAUCCCAUGUUAAAGGGAUAGUUAACCAAACAAUGAAAAUUCUAUAAUUUAUUUUUCUCCCAGCAGAACACAUUUGAAGAAAAAUAGAAGACUAUCCUAGCUCUGUAGGUCCAACGCAAGUGAAUGGUGACCUUUUGAAGUUCCAAAAAUCACAGAUAGUCUGCAUAAAUGUCAUCAAUACGACUCGGUUAAUGUCUUCUAAAGUGAUAUGAUAAUGCCAACGCAAUUACAUCACAUGUGCAUACCUCUGCUGAACAGAAGCAAUAGAUUAUAGUUCAAAAGUACUUCAAUAUUGAUCUUUAUGGCGUCAUGUUGCGUUUAGAAGACAUUAAUUUAACCACUGGAGUUGUAUGGAGGACGUUUAUGCAGACUAUCUGUGAUUUUUGGAGCUUCAAAAGGUCACCAUCCACUUGCAUUUUAAGGACCUACUGAGCUUAGAUAUUUUUCUAUUUUUCUUCAAAUGUGUUCUGCUGAAGAAUGAAAGUCAUACAGUCCUGGGAUAUCAUGAGAGUGAGUAAAUGAUGAGAGAAUUUUCAUUUUUGGGUGAACUACCCCUUUAAAGGCAUUGAAAUGUUCAAGGGGCACACAACAUUCUUGCACCCCAAUUGGGUAGCACUGUCACCUAACAGCAUGAAGGUCCCGGGUUCGAGUCCCGGGUCAACUGGGCCUUUCUGUGAAAAGUUUGCAUGUUCUCGCCGUGUUCAUGUGGGUUUCCUCCGGGUGCUCCGGUUUCCCUCACAGUCUAAAAAGACAUGCAGGUUAAGUUAAUUGGAGACCCUAAAUUGCCCAUAGGUGUGAGUUAGUGUGUAUGUCUGUGUGUUGCCCUGAGAUGGACUGGCCACCUGUUUCCCUGCCUUCGGCCCGAGACAGCUGGGAUAGGCUCCAGCACUACCCACGACCCUGCAUAGGACAAGCGGCUAUAGAAAAUGGAUUGAUUGUGCACCCCAACUCCAGGAAAUUCAGCACUAGCCAAUCCGAUUGGAACUGGAAAUUUCAGCCAGCUUUUGCUAUUUUUGUGCAUAGUAUGCUAUUGACAGUCAGUGCAUGGACUGAGUUUGCCAUCUGAGGCUGAGACUAACUUGACAUGUUACACAUUUGAUGGAGCUAAUGAGGUAGAAACAUGCUUUCCGUCUGGAAACUAACAGGAAAUAUAUGAUGUUGACCUCUUUCAAAUGUAUUGUUUAGUUCAUUGUUAGAAGGGCAAGGUGUGCUUGGGUCAGGGAUGAGCUGUGGAUGUACAGUUUGAGUUAAGUGACGUCUGACACUCAUAACAGUCCUUCCUUUUGUUUGUUUAAUGGGCGUCUUCCUUCCUCUAAGCAUGUCUGCAUUUGUUGACAGAUUCUUUGCAUUCCAAAGCUCAUUUCCUACAUGAUUUUAUUUGUAUGUGUGUGUGUGUGUGUGUGUGUGUGAGAGAGAGAGCCAGAGUGUUUUGUUCAAAUAUAUUAUAUAAUCCCAGUGAAACAACCUAAAGCCCAUUGCUUGUGACUUUAUGAAUGACUGAUGCAAAAACUAAAUAUGGACUCUAAAACACUAGCAGAGAGUAUCUUGAAAUAUGGGUCUUGUGUGGUGUUUUUGUUUUUUUUCCAGAUAGUUGAUGACCAGUUUGAAUGUUGGAGAGUUCCUUUGGCCUGAAUCUGGAAGGACGUUUUGGACAGCAUUUAACCAGCUCUCACACGAACGGCCAAAUACACUUUGGGUGAAAAUAUGCAGCUAAGAAUUGUGAAAUUUCUGAUGACUGUUUUAGUUGUAUUAACGAGAUAUAUGCUAAUUUUUCUAAAGAUUCUUUUAUAUUUAUGUUUUUG
Messenger RNA from Xyrauchen texanus (razorback sucker), 5114 nucleotides. RefSeq names its product cordon-bleu WH2 repeat protein-like 1a (gene cobll1a). The record is from RefSeq and is a predicted model, not a curated record. The coding region runs from base 204 to 2702 and encodes 832 amino acids. Gene Ontology annotation, biological process: signal transduction. The transcript is spliced from 10 exons. Gene Ontology annotation, molecular function: actin monomer binding. NCBI's taxonomy places the organism in Eukaryota, Metazoa, Chordata, Actinopteri, Cypriniformes, Catostomidae.